AUGUCUGUCCCUGGGGGCAGUCGCGACAGAUCCGCUGUUGAGGCGGCUCGCGGCUUCACUGUGCAUCUGGUCUGCCCCCACUGCGCCAAGGAGUUCACUGGAAAUUCUAGCACGAGCGGUGUACGCAGCAACUACCGACGCCACCUUCUCAUCCACACUGGCGAACGACCCUUCCCGUGUUCUUAUUGCCACCAACGCUUUACGACAAAGCCAAACCUCCGCCGGCAUGUACGGCUGGUUCACCCGUUCCUGGCGACCCCGCCUACUGAGGUACGCUACACGGCCGACAUAGGUAGUGCAGAGGGUGCGGCAGCCGCCACACCCCUACCGCUGCCGGAGAUGCACCUCCCUCACGCCACCGCAACAAAUGUAGGAGAGCCUACCUUCACCAGCAGCACAGCAGCAGUAGCCGACCCUGCCGCUUUCACAUGUGAGGACUGCGAGUUAGAGAUCAGCAACCGCUCCAAGCUACGCCGACACAAGCGAUACUACUGUCCCUUUCGCGAAAACAUUUUUGCCGACCCGGUGAAGGACGCUGUGGAUCUGUAUCGCACUCAGCAGCGGCAGCACCGACAGCGCUACAGCAGUGACGACAGAGAUGAAGGGGGCUCUGACGAGGAGGACGCAUGCAGCAAUGACGGUGAUUCCGUCUUGUCAGUGGACGGGCGACUCCGGCGACGUAAUCGUUCAAUACGUGUGUCGCUAGCACUAACGGAAGCGGAGAAAAAUUAUCUCGCUCAUGUUGCGGAGCGAAGCGGGCUGAAAUUUGUCGAGGAUGCUUACGCGAGCGACGAAAGUGCCGACGACAGCCCCGGCAGCGGCAUAUUCUCCGACACCUCUUCCUCAUCCAUAUCGAGUCGAUCCCCCUAUCGGACGACGAUAGCGUCACUGGCUCCGCGGCAUCCGCGCAGUCCCGGAAGAGUAGGCAGUACUUUGCCGUCAAUGAAACGCACCCCACUGCAUGGCCCCCUCCCGUCUCCAUCCUCUUCUCCUAACCAGCUGGUGUUGCGCAGUCCGAAGACUGCUGCUUCCGCAUCCUCGGUUGCUCUGUCAAGCAUGCCCCCUCUGAUCCACCAGACCAGUAGCAGCGAUCGCCUGUUGAGCACGGGCAGUGCCACCCGAAGAAGCGAGAAAACCACGGCGGAAGACACCAAGGACGACGAGGAGGAUGAUAUGAUCGGGGCGUGGACACCGGAGGAUCUUCUUCACCUGCACCACCACCGACGAAGAAGCGGGCACCGGCGCGAGCGCCACAUUCUGCAGAAGCGGCUGCGUGCGCAGGAAGGGGCGUUGAUGGCGUUGACCACCGAUUCGCCACACCGACAACCACACAAGCCUUGUGUCGCUCGUUCCGGCACAGUGGAGCGUGACAGCAACACCAUACUGGGAGAGGCGGAGGUGGCGCAUCUCCAUGCGACUCCGUCUGCUGACAAUGCACACUCCAGCACCGACACAGCUACGACCGCCUAUGCGUACUUGGGGCCUUCGCAGUCACUGGUCACCCCGCAGGUGUUGGCUCAGGCAGAGAGCCUGCUCGUCGCUAAUUGGCGUCGUCCGAGACACGGAAGGAGCGGUGCUGCGAGCGCGUUUGCGUGCCCGUAUUGCGCUGACUACACAACGUUUACCACCCAGCGUGGGCUGCAGACACAUGCGAUGCGGGUGCACACUGAGGAGGUGGCCAAGUCUCGCACGCGCGUCGCUGUGACCGAGGCUGCACAGGUAGAGGAGGGCUGCGCCCGUGAGUCAGAAGAGAGCGAGGCGGCGCCUUGA
Molecule: messenger RNA, 1770 nt
Organism: Leishmania braziliensis MHOM/BR/75/M2904
Lineage: Eukaryota; Euglenozoa; Kinetoplastea; Trypanosomatida; Trypanosomatidae
Exons: 1
Coding region: 1-1770 (589 amino acids)
Cellular component (GO): nucleus
Source: RefSeq, a predicted model, not a curated record